Molecule: messenger RNA, 9721 nt
Organism: Syngnathus typhle (broad-nosed pipefish)
Lineage: Eukaryota; Metazoa; Chordata; Actinopteri; Syngnathiformes; Syngnathidae
Gene: cux1b
Product: cut-like homeobox 1b
Exons: 23
Coding region: 45-4229 (1394 amino acids)
Biological process (GO): regulation of DNA-templated transcription; intra-Golgi vesicle-mediated transport
Cellular component (GO): Golgi membrane
Molecular function (GO): DNA binding; DNA-binding transcription factor activity, RNA polymerase II-specific
Source: RefSeq, a predicted model, not a curated record
UUCACGGAGGGGGAAGAGAGCCCGGAGAGCUCCCCCUCGCAUUGAUGAAAGUGGCUCCUCUCGCUGAUCAGAAAUUGAUCCUCUUUGUUCAAUUCCACAUCGAUCGGACCACUGCGACCGGCUACCGGCGGGGGCGACGCCGCCGGGAUGCGAAAGAACUCGACGCCACCGCCACACAGCUCGCCAACAGACAGGAUGAGAGCGAACAGUCCCGGAAGAAGCUCAUCGACCUUAGCCGCGAGUUCAAAAAGAACACACCAGAGGACUUUAGGAAACAAGUCGCCCCUUUGCUCAAGAGCUUCCAAGGAGAGAUCGACGCCUUGAGUAAGAGGAGUAAAGAAGCAGAGGCCGCCUUCUUAAACGUGUACAAGAAAAUAAUCGAUGUCCCAGAUCCCGUACCUGUGCUGGAGCUGGCUCAGCAGCUGCAGCUGAAGCUCCAGAGGAUGCACGACAUUGAGACGGAGAACACCAAACUUCGGGAGACACUGGAGGACUACAACAAAGAGUUUGCAGAGGUCAAAAAUCAAGAGGUGACCAUCAAGGCCUUGAAGGAAAAAAUCCGCGAAUACGAGCAGUCGCUGAAGAACCAAGCAGAGAACCUGGCACAAGAAACGCAGCUCCAGUUGCACAACGACUAUGCAGAGAAGGAGAGGAAACUCCAGGAGAGCCAAGACUCCAUGUCGUCACGGUUGGAAGAGGCCGAGCACAAGGCCCAGUCCCUCCAGACAGCACUUGAAACAACUCAGGCCGAGCUCUUUGAUUUGAAGACCAAGUACGACGAGGAAUCCUCAGCAAAGGCUGACGAGAUCGAGAUGGUGAUGACAGACCUUGAAAGAGCCAAUCAGCGAGCUGAGGUGGCGCAAAGAGAGGCUGAGUCACUGCGGGAGCAGCUGUCCUUGAAUAACCAAUCCCAGCAGGCCGCCAGUCCGACCGGCAAGGCCGACCCCGACGCGGAGCAAACUGCGGAGGUGGCGUCCCACACAAGUCUGGAGGCGGAGCUCAGGGCCAAAGAAAGGGAGAGCGCACAGCUGGUGGAAGACGUCCAGAGACUGCAGGCCAGCCUGACCAAACUACGAGAGACCACCAGCAGCCAGAUCACACAGCUGGAGCAGCAGCUCAGCAGCAAGACGGCCGUUCUCAAGGAACUGGAAGAGAAACUCGAGAAGCAAGCAGAUUAUGAGGAGGUGAAGAAGGAGUUGGGUAUUCUGAAGUCAGUCGAGUUUGGAACAUCCGAUUCCGUGCAGGAUUCAUCCAAACCUCUGGAGGUGCUGUUGCUGGAGAGGAAUCGUAGUCUUCAAUCGGAGAGCGCCGCGCUGCGCAUAGCCAACGCCGAGCUCAGCGGGCCAGCCGGGCGGAAAGGGACAGAAGAGUCGACACCUAAGGAGGAAAGCGGCGAGCCCUCUUCUUCGCCCCCUCCUCCUUUCCCUUCCUCCUCGCAGCCUUCCCUGUCUCGCACUCUCACGGAUGCCCUCAACACGGCCACCUCAACCACCACCAGCAGCAGCAGCAGCAGCAGCGGGGAAGCCCACCCCUUCACUCCCACGGGCAUCGGCCAGGACUUCUACUCCCCGGUCUUCCCGCUGGUGGGUGGCAAGAUGGCUUUGAACUCGUUGAUCCAGCGGCAGCUGCUGCAGACCUUCUACUCCAAAGCCUUGCAAGAGUCGUCCGGGAUCCCCGGCGGGGCUCUUCUGUUCACCCCUUUCACUCCGACCCUCAGCUCCAUCCCUACCUCCACCCCGGGCUGCGCCUCGGCCGCCGUCCCCCUGGCGGCCAGCAGCCCCCAGCCGCCCCCGGCCAGCCCGGACAUGGCCCCCGUUAACGGGAGCAGCACGGCCGGCAGCGCCCCGUCGCCGUCCCCGAGCCACUCGGACGCCACCACGGGGAGCGUUUUGGACGGCGAGGACAUGGACACGGCCGAGAUCGCCCGGCAGGUGAAAGAGCAGCUGAUCAAGCACAACAUCGGCCAGCGCGUCUUCGGCCACUACGUGCUGGGCCUCUCCCAGGGCUCCGUCAGCGAGAUCCUGGCCCGGCCCAAACCCUGGAACAAACUCACCAUCCGCGGCAAGGAGCCCUUCCACAAGAUGAGGCAGUUCCUGGCCGACGAGCAGAACAUCCUGGCGCUUCGCAGCAUCCAGGGACGGCAGCGAGAGGGCUCAGGCCAGCCCCAGCUUAGCCGAGUGUUUCAGGAUGUUCCGAAGCGGAGAGCCCUCUCCAAUACAGCUUCACACACAGGGAACAUCACAGCUCGCGUCCGCUCUCAAGAUGCCGGUUCAGACGAGGCCAUCAAGUCCAUUCUGGAGCAGGCCAAAAGAGAGCUGCAGGUGCAGAAAGCCGAUUUGUCGCAUGCGCAGCCCUCCUACGUAGGCCUGAAAGGAGGGGGCGGAAGCGGGCUGGGGGGCGGCGGGUCAGACGAGGCCAUCCGCUCCAUCCUGGAGCAAGCUCGCCGGGAGAUGGAGGCCCAGCAGGCUGCGCUGGAACCCAUCCUCAAAGCCUCCUCGUCCUCAUCCUCCCUGAUGUCUCAGAGGGACCUCAUGAGCUCGCCGCUCACCGCUCCCCUCCCCCCUUACAAUCCCCUGGCUCUCUCCCUCAAGAAGCCUCCCAGCUCGCUCUUGUCCUCCCCCUCCUCCCCGUCGCCAGUGCUGGACUUCAGUUCCGGCAUCAAGAGGGAGAGCAGGCCCUCUUCGGGCAUCGACAUGUCAUCGGACGGCCCUCUCAAGCAAGGUCGGAGCUCCGGGACUGCGGCGGGUGGGGUGGGUUACUGGAGAGAGCAGUGGUGGAGCAGCAUGCACACGGACCCCCGCAGGACUUCAGCUGGAGAUGAGAACCACAACCAGGAAGACUCCAAAGAGGGAAUACUGAGCGACAGUCUGUCUCGAAACAAGCCGUGGAACAAGUUGAACCAGAGGAACCGGGAGACCUACGUGCGCAUGCAGCCGUGGCUCAAUGGAGACCAGGGGCAAAACGCACAUAUCCAGCAAGCUCACAACCAAGAAGGUACUCCCAAAACAUCAGCGAGCUGCAGCCCCGCUCCGGAGUCGCCGCUCAGCUCGGCCGAAGAAUCCGUCAACGGGCUCGCCGGCGAUCUGCUCACGUCGCAGUCGUCCGGGCUCAAGACCGCCUCCGACGAGCCCUCGUGCGGAGACUCCCAGCCUGGAACCCCGCUGCCUGUACCCGGCCACUCGGGUCUGAGCAUUCAGGAGAUGGUUGCAAUGUCUCCCGAGCUCGAUACGUACGCUAUUACCAAGAAGGUGAAGGAGGUGCUGACAGACAACAACCUCGGCCAGCGUCUGUUUGGGGAGACGAUCCUGGGUCUGACACAGGGUUCUGUCUCAGACCUGCUGGCCAGGCCCAAACCGUGGCACAAGCUCAGCCUGAAGGGCAGGGAGCCCUUUGUCCGGAUGCAGCUUUGGCUCCAGGACCCGCACAGUGUGGACAAACUCAUGGACAUGAAGCGACUGGAGAAGAAAGCCUACAUGAAGAGGAGGCUGAGCUCCUUGAGUGACGGCCAUUCUGUGGACGGUGGCCUAGUGGGGCCAGACUACGUGCAGGGCUCUCAGAGUCCGGGGCCACAGCAGCACCUGAAGAAGCCCAGAGUGGUGCUAGGACCCGAAGAGAAGGAGGCCCUGAAAAGGGCUUACCAACAAAAACCGUAUCCCUCACCCAAGACCAUUGAGGAGCUGGCCUCGCAACUCAACCUGAAGACCAGCACCGUUAUCAACUGGUUUCAUAAUUACAGGUCACGUAUCCGGCGAGAGCUCUUCAUUGAGGAAAUCCAGGCGGCCGGAGGGGUCGGGCCCGGCAGCGAGGGGGGCUCCCCUUCCCUCCGCGGGUCGAAAUCAGGCGAAGGGGACAGCUGCGACGGGACCGAGUCGGAGGGCACGGUGGAGGCGCGCCAGGGAUUCGGCGCGGGCCUGGAGGAGCACAGGGGAGCGUGCAAAGACCACGACAUGGAGGCCGAGUCUGAGGCGGGGGGCUCGAAUAAUUCUCCUUCCCAGCUAGACUGCGUCCCGCCGGGCUCUAGUUGCGGCUCGGGCGGACUUGGGCUCUUCAGCCUAACGGAGGCCUCCCCCGGAAGCUCCGCCUCGAGUACUAAUCUCCCGGCCUCCGGCCCGGCCAGAAACCCCAGGGACAAUAAUUUGCGCAAGAAGAAAGCGGCCAACCUCAAUAACAUCAUCCAUCGGCUGGAAAAGGCCGCCAGCAAAGAGGAUCCCUCCGAGUGGGAGUUCUAGCCCCGCCCCCUCCUCCAGCCUGAGCGCCCUUCCUUCGCCCCUCUUGUCUCAUAACCUCACCACCUCUAACCUUGGACCCCUCCUGCUCUGUUCCAGUUGGAGAGUGGACACAGCCAAAGUCAAGCUCAGCAGCCAUUUUUACUACAAAGCUUUUCCCAAAAGAGGAAAGCGAGGUUGGCAAAACCCUUAAAAACAAACAAAGGAUUUACUGAAUACCUAGAAGAACAAAAUAAGAGAGCUUAAGUGUCUCUUCUUAUCUUUUUUUUUUUUUUUAAACUGAGUUUUGUUUUUGUACUGAGAAAAGCACUUAGCCGUCCUGCUGGCCUCUGGCCCUGCUGUACCUCCUCCCCCCUUAUCACCAGCCACUGGUGCACCAGACCGACCGGUCAGUCCCGAGCCGGGGUCGGUCCCGAGCCGCGGCCGGGCUGCGAAACCCGGACUGGGUCAAGACAGGCGAGGCCUGUCGCAGCAGCUGUCCCAGUGACACACACACACACUGCUCGAUGAUAGAUAAGAGACAGGAACGCUCUGGCAAGAACUUUCACUUUUCUUAAAGGAGAUCUUUUUUCCGCUCUUCUUCUCACCUCCCAAGUGUCCACAAACCUCCCCUCACUCAGUGAGACGCCUCAUUUUUUUCACACUGUAGAGUGACUGUUACAAAAAAAGAAAAGAAACCCUUUGCCUUUUUUCACUCACUUGCAUGUGUGUGUGUGCGCGUGUGUGUGUUUUUUUGUAUGUUUAGGGGUUGCGUCAGCGCGCGCGUGUGCGCCGCCGCUUCUGAACGGCGGCGCCUUUUGCUUUUGUAUCUCCUACACUCUUAAGAGGGUAACGCGCCUGAGCUGCCAUGGUUACUGAUGUACGAACUUUGACCUGUUGUGUACCCCGUACUCCUAUCUCUAUCCUGCUGACAGCCAUGUGAUGGCCAGGAGGAUGACGUAAUAAUUCCUCGCAAACACACACUCGUCUGGAAAGGAGAGAAGGAACCCCUUAGGUCCUUCGCCAAGGAUGAAGGACCGUCUCGUUCUCUCGCUUUUUUUUUUUUUUUUUUUUUAAUAUUAAAUCCAUAUUGCAAUUUGGUUGCCAAUAAGAGAUUGCACAGUCUUCUGACUCUAAAGAUAACAAAAUAGGGAAUUUUAGGAAGCAUUAGUACAAAAUAAGCAGACAAUAAGAGGAUAACAUGUUACUGUCGUUUUUUUUUUUGUUCUUUAAAAAAAAAAAGCAAAUUAGGACGGUAUCAUAUUGCAUUGUUAAACACACGAUACGAUGACUUCACGUAGUACUGUAGCUGAUAUUUUCCGUGUCUCCCGGUUGUUGUUUCCCCCUUUUUUUUUUUUUUUUUAGGUUGCGCACAUCACAGUUUGACCCAGCACUGGAUCUGCUCGGGUGUACAGUACGUGUGUGUGUGUGGGCGCUCAGCUAAUUUCCUGUUCACAAACACAUCUUUUUAUAGGCCAAAUCAGGAAGUGUGUGUGUGUGUCAUGUGUGUAUUUGUAUAUUUGCCUGCAUGUCAGUCAGGGUCGAGUUCAAUUUCCAAACCUUGGGUUAGCAAUCAUAAAUCGGAUUUUUUUUUGGGGCAAUGUACAGUACUUUUGAGUUCACUCCAACUCUGGUGUGAGCAGUUCCACUCUCCUCCAGUCUUUCCUGAUUUCCAGGAAUUGUUGUUGUCGUCGUCACGUUCAAUUCUACUGUAUACACUACCAAUUUGAAGGCAUAUCACCUCCUCCUCGUCCUCCUCGUCCCACACAAGCCCUCAGUGCCUGUCAGCCCACUGCCUCCCCUUUGUGCGUGUGUGUGCGUGUGUGUGUCUUUGUGUGUUUGCAACGAGUGCGGGGAGGGGGUUCAUAUUUCGUAUCUACUCGCACACACUACUAGUGCACAACUGACACCCUUCUUUUGAAGCUGUUUGACGCGUUACCAUGACAUUAAUCUCACCAUGUGGUUUAAGACGACGAUUUACUGUAGCUCGGUUUGAUUGCUCUCUUAUUUUCAUUUCUAGUUUUUAUUCUGCUUAUUUAUAGGUGCUGUAAUUUUUCAUUUAAUGUCUUAUCACUUGAGUUGUUUAUUAUGUAAGGGAUUAUACUUUUCCUGAGGGCAAGUAAUAUUUUUACUAGACGUGAUAGACUGCCGGCAGUAUUGGUUUAAUAUUGACAGACGUACUAGUUCUCAUUUGUUUGUGUAUUCAUGAAUCCGAAACGUUUAGUGUCAUUUCAAAAUCUUUUUUUUUUUUGACAAAAAAUGGGGUUGUCACACCCCACCCCCCUUCCUAUCUUUUUUUUUUAACAGUUAUGCUCUUAAAUGGCUAGCUCGAGAAUCCGACAAAAAACAUAUCAAGAUGAUUGGAUUGCAUAUCUCUUUGUUUUGACUCGACUUGCCAUCGUUACGGACGUCUAUCUCGGACAAACUUGUCUUCAGCUAGAAGUCAUUCAUCGCCAUUCACUCCAUCAGGUCCAAGUGUAUGCUCGUUGUCAUAUAGGUCAAACGAAAUCAUCCGAACAUGAGAAUACAUGUUGAAAAGAGGUCAUAUCUGCCAAAUUGAGAUUAGACGAGUUGUACCAGCUAGCGCGGGAAGAGCCAGCCUACGAUUAUGCAGAAUUGUUAUCUAUAGCAGUCCGUACAGAAAAGCACUUAUUAGGACAGGGUCUGUCAAACACUACACCGGAGUUACCAUCGCGCGGGGGGUGGCUCCUGGGAAACGGAUGCCUUUCAUUUGCCGAAAUGGUUGAGAACCAAGCACACACUCCAACACUAAAAUAGAAACAGAUGUCGGUCGGCUGAUGAAUUUACACACAAGUGCGUGCGACACAACGGGAACACGGCCGGUGUAGUUAUAAUUAGGAAGUACCUGAUUUGGUUUGGAGAUGGAAUACUCUCCCUUAAGCUUCCUGUUCCCUUAAUGAACACAAUUGUUGGUACCCUUCUGUUAAAAGAAAAGGUCAUUUAAAAAAAAAAAAAAUCAAGUUUGGCAAAAUUCGUAUUGGUGCUGCCCGAGUGACAGAAAGGUCCAUUUUAGCCACCAGUAUUAUUUCAGUUACCAUCGCGGGAGUUUUUGUUAGUUUUCCCCGAAUAGAAGGGUACCAACUAUUUUAUUCACGGAUUCUAUAUGGACAAAGUAUUAGGCGGGGAAAACGGACCAAAACAUGGAGUCAAGCUAUUUUAACACUGUCAGAACCAAUUCAUGGGCCUCAAAUAGACAAUUUGUUCAAAAUGCUAAUCAUUGCUAACCCUGCAACCAAAUAUAGGUUAUAUUCGGAUUAAAAUGUUUGAUUUGAACAUUACAAAAAAAAAAUCCCGAGAUGUCUGUAAAGAAACAGAUGACAUGAAAUGUAAAUUUAAAUGGAACUGAAAACUACAGUAUUGUUUAAAAAAAAAAAAAGAAAUUCACUGUAACAUGUAAUUCAGUGAUUCUUUAGCUUCCCACUAGAGGGAGCCCUCAAGCAGGGCCUGCGUAGCACGAUUAAAACACAAAACACUGAGAAAGAGUGUUUGGAAAAUACUGUAUGAUUGAUUUCUCGAUGAAUCAUGUCUCACUACUUCUGUCCAUAUAGACGAUCCUGAUCCAAUGUGCUGCAUUUCUAUCAAGAUAUAAUCUCCCUCCCGUGGACGCCAGGUGUCAAACAUCCGUGUCCCUUCAGAGCGAGCGCCUUUCGGGCCCGCAACCACACAGAGCACGUCUUGUAUCUCCACUGCAACCUUAAUACGAAGCACUUAACCCAUUUUAGCCAUCCUCCCGCCCCGCCCCGCCCCUUCCGAAAACCACAUCAGAUCAUCAGAUUUGUGCCUUUAACUGCCAAGCAGGGCACCAAAACGUUGUGAUGUCGUCAGACGUGUGUGUGUGUGUGUGUGGACCGUGUCGUCUCUGAUCCGCUUUGAUAUUUUUUUCCUCCUUGACCUGUACUUCUCUUCUGGAGAGGGUUGCGGGAAUACGGAAUUAAUGAGCUUGCGUUGUUCUUAACGACUGACCCAUUUGGGCUUUUAUCAGACACUUACUCCGCCCCCGUUGUACAUACCUAACAAACAGAAUGAAGGAGGAAGUAGGCCGAAAAACAGCAGACACUGUAAUAACACUGAAUUUACUCAUAGGGCAUUUUUUUUUUUUUUUUUAUAAACUUGGGUUUGUCUUCUCCUUCCGUUCCGUGUCAGGUUCGCCGUGACGUCACUGCAGGUAUUGAGAUGACGUGUGCCAACUAUUCGGAGAGGGAGGAUAAGAAAUUGUAAAUACGAGUCGGGGUCAAGUAGCUACGGAGUCACUUAGUGUCACAGUGUGCUUUUUUUUUUUUUUUUUUUCGUUUGGAAGGCAGGACGAGAGAAGGGACGAUUCAGGACUUUUUUUCCAUGAUCCACAGAUAUUUUUCUACAAAUUUAAAGAUCCAGAUGAUUCUAUACACUGUUGAAUAACAUUGUAAAGGUGUAACAGAUGCUGUAUAUCAUAUCAUGUUUUCUGACGUCGUAAAGCUUUACUGUAUGAUCUGUUUUGAAGUAGUGCUUUUUUUUUUUUUUUAUUAAUAUUAUUGUGAUGGAAGCCUGGACAGCAGCACUGGUCACCCUAUUCAGGAAAAACUUCAAAAAAGAAAGAAAGAAGAGACAGAGAGAGAAACCUCAAGAUGUUUUUUGUAAUAAUAUUAAUACUUUUAGAAUAUAUCUUAUGAAGUGGGUUUUUUGUAAGGAAUCACUUUUGUUUUCCCCCCGACGCAGCGGUGCUGUACGCAUAGCACGCACGCACUCUGUCGUCGCGACACACCUAAAUACAGCACAAUACACUCAUCUUCUUCACUUUGCUCGUGUGUUUCCUUUUUGUUUUCGUCUUUUUUUUUUCCCCCCCUCUCACUCUGUUUCCAAGCUCAACAUUUCAAUGUAAAAAAAAAAAAACACACAAAAAAAAACACAAGAGGAAGCAAAAAGCCAAAUAGUGAUGUAGUGGUCCACCUUUGUUUCCCAUCUCCCCUCCUCUAGCUUCCUCCACAGUGUAGACUGACAACCAAAUGACCCGGGGAGAGAUGUUCAGCCCUCCCCUCCAACUUUGGAAAGCUUUAAAAUGCUUGUUGAGGCUUUAUGUUACGUUUUUGUUUUUUUAAACACCCUCUCAUCAACAACGUGGAAGUAAUAACGCUUUCCCCACCGCUUGGAGUGUGUGCGCUGUGCAUGACUGUAAAAGGGACGGUUCACGCCUCCUUUCCCUCCUCUUUCUCUCUUCCCAUCUCUCAGCACCUCCGUCACUCCUGAGAUGCUCUUCUUCUCCAUUUUGUUUUUUGGGUUUCCUCAUGUAUCAUUGUUUUCUUUAUAUCUUUCUAUUUACUAAACGUAUCAUGUUGUUUGUUCUCGGCACUGUAAGACAGUCUCCCCCUUCUACAACAUUGAAAAGCAAUAUCACUGUAUGAAACGUUCACAAUGUAUUUGUUAUGAUUGACAUUUGAUUCAUUCAUCAUCAUUAUUAUUAUUCACAUGCACCCUAGGUGUGAUAAUUGAAGUAAAUCUCUUUUAUACAAAUACUAAAA